ACACAAGGGAAGUUCUCACCGCCAGAGACUGGCCGACAUGGAAAACUUCAGCAAAAUCAAUAAAUCAACUGUCACCGCCAGAGACUGGCCGACGCGAACAGUUGUUAGCUACAAAGACUGGCCGACACGAAGCUAUGGCUUCUCCUAAGUAUCCAAAGACACAAGGGAAGUUCUCACCGCCAGAGACUGGCCGACAUGGGAAACUUCAGCAUAGUUACACUCAGUAUGUUAACGAUUAUUUUAAAAAAGUAGGUGCCCAAGACUGGAGGCUUAAGCAUUACCUAAAUUAUCGUUUGGAGACCGAAGAUAUAAUUCCAAGCUGGACCACCGUUUACGAAGAUUGGUUUGCUUCUCUCAACAUUAUCUCAAAAACUAAUCAUAAAAAAAUUCCCGUCAGUGUAAUUUCGUUUUGCAAAGAAUUAGCAAAUUUUAGUACUUUUGAAGGAGAGUCAAUCCUAGAGCGUUGUAAAGAAUGGUACCAUAAUUUCUACGAGCGUUACUGUGAUCUGCAACUCACCGAGAGGGUCCAGCACAUAGAAGAAAAAAUAUACUCUUCUCAAAAAGUAAUAUAUUCGUCGCAAAAAUUAUCGGAGCUGUUACAAGGAACGACAAUUAUAAAAAAAAGAUCACAUGAUGACAACGAUGACAACAAAGCAGGCCCGUCAAAUGAAAAACGUAGUCGGCAUGAGGAUUUAUCGUGUGAAAGUACAACAGGAGCAUGUUUAGAGUCUUAUCAACGUGAACAAGACGAGCUACGAAUACUUGAAAUCGAGACUGAAGAACCUCCGAUUGAGCCCAAGGGUACACAUGGCGCAAUCCUUGAAUUGCAAAAAAUAUUAAAUAACAUUAAAGGAAACCCACCCGAAGAAUCUGAUGAUGAUCUCUUUGAGGAUAAAAGUACUUUUGAAAAUGAUAAUAAAAACUUUCAUGAAGAAAUCCAAUUAUCUACCAAAGAUCACACGAAUGCUGAUGUUGCAUUCAUUUUCGAUUUAAUUAGAUUCACAUGCGAAAUGAUCGCAAAAGGAAUCCCCCAGCGACAAAAUUCCGAACGAGACAUUGAUAUGUUUAUAAAGAGACACAUUUUUUCUUGUUUCGAUACUAUAUUAGAUAGUCAUUUUGGGGAAGUAGUAUCGAGGGCUUCCAGGAAUCGUCGAGCAGUAGCUAUAGAUGCACCAAGUAACACAGAGGGAUAUCAUCUCGACUGGAUGUUUACAAAACAUGAUUUAGGGAAAGAAUUGUACUGGGGUCGUGAGUUUUCCCUCUGUGAGAGAACUGGUUCCAAAUGUGAAGAUACGUCAAAGGUUCUUUCGAAUACCCUUAAGGUACAAAAGACCUUAAGAGAUAUGCAUCGAAAUUUAAUAGAGUCAAUAUCUGAUGAGAGCGGUGGAAUGUUAUCAAUGCCAGUUCUUCAUGCUAGCACCAAACUUUUGAUGCCCGGAUUUUCGGAUCUUUAUAUCCCAACCAAAUAUGAAGAACUCGAAUCUAUUCUUAAAAUUUCACGAGUAAUGCUUCAAGUAAAGAAAUUAUUAUCCUUUACUAUUUCGCGGUUUAAAAGUAUAAAGAACAGAGCAGAAAAAGAAAAAUUUGCACCCGGAAGAGUG
Messenger RNA from Funneliformis caledonium, 1601 nucleotides. The record is from the annotation of a GenBank genome assembly. Lineage: Eukaryota; Fungi; Glomeromycota; Glomeromycetes; Glomerales; Glomeraceae.